UAAAAAUUUUAUAUUAUGCAGAAGACCAGCUACUGUAUCUUUACAAUUGAUCACCUUUUAUUCUUUUUUUACAAUUAUGGGAAGAAAUCAAAUCUGUGUUUAAUUGUUAUACAACAUUCACAGGUUUCUGGGGUUCGAAGUACUAUCACUAAUUUUCAUGAUGACUUGGGUCUCUUGCAACAAACGGUGGAAACAUUGGAUGAAAGGCUGGCUACCUUGAGUUAUAAACAGGAUUAUGCAAAUCAUGGAUUGGCAUAUCUCAUCGACUUUGUACAUGGAAAAGCACGGAAAAUGCCUGAAAGUUUGCAGCUGGAGCAACAGAAACUUCCAGGGAAGUCCCCUCAUUUGCUCACAUAUAAAGGAACUCCAAAUCUGAAGGUGUUCUUCUACCUUGUGCUUUGUUUUCUACUGUUGUUUUCCUACUGA
Messenger RNA from Cajanus cajan (pigeon pea), 426 nucleotides. Lineage: Eukaryota; Viridiplantae; Streptophyta; Magnoliopsida; Fabales; Fabaceae. The record is from RefSeq and is a predicted model, not a curated record.